CGCGUCCGAACCGAACGCACGUUGCUUGCGUCGCGCGUGAAAAAAAAAGUUUGUGCUUGUUUAUUUUGAAAUUUAGAACAACCUACGCGCCAACGACGAAAAAAGAUUACGACCGAUAUUAUCGAUGCCGACCCACAAGAGGAGUUGCAGAACAAAAUAAGAGUUGCAAGCCGACAAUGUGACGUUGCCGCCGGCUCCCGCCAAAACGAUUUGCCGCCAUUUUGAUUUAGCAUAGACAAUCUGUGUUGCCAUAAUUCCAAGAUGGCGCUGCUGUACAUUCUUCUCGCCGUGGCCUCCUCGGCGCUGGCGCAGUCCAACUACGACCAGCAGGCCAACAGCAUCCUCUACCAGGGCGAGGGGCUGCCGGAACAAACUGUACUGGACGGCAAGGUCACAAAACUGGACGACCUGAGCCCCGUCAUCUUCUUGAACCGGACGAAGGCGGCCCUGAACUGCGCUGCUGGAUCUAUGCAGAUCGAACUAAAAUUCAACGAGAAAUUCUACGGCAUCGCGUACGCGGACUUCGACCGUCACUCAGCUUGCCAGGUGGUCGGCAAGGGUGCGACUUCGUACAAGCUCGAGCUGCCACUGAAGGGAUGCGGGACCAGACAGGACCCCCUCCGCGUGUUCACCAACAACAUCGUGGUCCGCUUCCACCCCGGCCUGGAGAUGGACGGAGACGAGGUCAUCACCAUCGUCUGCCGGUACCCGCCGCCGAUCGUCCCGCCGCCACCGAUCUCCGAACCUCGCAUCAAUGUACCUGAGAAGCCAAUACCAGCCGCGGCGCCGCUCGCCGGCACCCACAUCCUCAUGAUCAUCUGCGCCAUUCUCUUCCUAACCCUUCUACUGCUGGGUCUGGGCGUGUCCUACCUGUGCUUGAGGAGGCGCGCGCUGCCCGCCCCGAGGAGGUUGAUCGAUGACUCCUCUGCUUCUAUCGUUAGCAGAGAAAGUAUACAAGAGGUGAAAAUCCCCCGCGCCCACCCCGUGUACCCGCUCGCCGCGGAGGCCGAAAGCGCCAGCGUGGUCUCGGACACGAUACCGUCUGACUACCCGUCGGAGACCCCGAGCGAGGCCGAACACGCGCACACCAACCAGGCGUUCAUGAUCGACGAGUAUCAUAGCGAAGGUUACGGCGAAACGCACGAAACGACCACAUCUAACGGGCGCUUGCACGCAGCGCCGGCGUUCGACGUGCGCGUGCGCGUGCAGCGGCCGCCUGCGCCGCCCUCCCCGCCCUCCACCCUUACGCCCACCGAGACCGACGGCGGCAGCGUCAGGCAAACCAUGAUACUAGAGGAGCAUGAACGCCAAGAGUCCGUCCGUACAGUAUCGCCCGUAGCGUUACCUCUGCCCGCGCGUCAAGCUCACCUGCCGCCGCCCGCGCGCCCGCCCCGCCCCGCGCAGCUCUACUCGCAGGUCAGCAGGGACCGACAGGAAUGGUCACGGCGGCCGCGCUCCAUCGUCUCCCUCAACACGGAGAUGACGGACACGCACUCGGUGACCGAAGUCACUGACCGGUCGCAUGCGAGGAUGUUCCACAUCAAGAAGCCGCCGCCACCGCCACCAGUGAUGAGCGAGCGUCUGGAGACCGAGGAGCAUGAGGUCCUGAUGGAGAGCCUCGAAGCCAUUCCUGAGACGCCUAUCCUUCCAGCCAGGAAACCGGAGAUCACGUCGCACGUGGUCGACGACGUGUUCCUGCGCACGAUCACCGAGAAGAAGACGAUCGAGGACAUCGAGCGGCACAAGAGGCUGGUCACUGAAUACAAACAGGUGCCCCCGCCGCCCCCGCAGUUCGACGUGACGAUCCGCAACCACACGCUGCCGGAGGCGCAGUGGGAGAACUUCUCCGACAUCAGCAGCGCCUCGGGCAUGACGCUCACGCCGAAGAUGGAACGAGUGCCUCUGUCACUGCCGCCGCAGAAAUAUAUCGGCAAAGGCGGCCCCGACCUCUUCUCCCCCGAACUCAUCAAGCAAUCGCAGUACCAGCCCUCGAACCUGCCGCUGCUGCCCGAGCUGCCUCCAGCCCGCAACCCGCUGUACCGUGACGAUGACGAAGAUGUACCGGAGCCGGUGCCAGCGCCCCCUGUUCCUCAGAACUGGAGCGUGCUCACUAGGGUGCUUAGCACUGAGGCGCAAGAUGAGGUCCUCCAAGAGUCUGAGCGCGCGCACCGCCUCACUCGCGAGGAACGCCUCCGCUGGCGCGAGCUCAUCACCCACGAGUCCACACUGCGUCGCGAGCUGGCGCGCUCCUCAACCCGCGAGGAGUUCACAAGAGUGGCCCAUGACCAUCGCUUCGCGCCGUUAUACACCCCGCACAAGUGGGAGGUCAUCAUACGAAUUCUGGCGCCUCCUCCAGAAAAACCCAAGAACCGCUAUCGCAAGAAGAGCGAAUGGGACUCCCGUUCGCGUCGCAGCUCCCUGCCCACCUUGUACGAGUACGACAGCGACGCCACCUCGCUCCGCGAGCCGGGCCGCUCCCGGCGCUCCUCGUACCGCAGCGACCACGUUGACAUGAGGUCCAUGUCGGAGAUGAUGGUAGACUAUGCGCGGGAGGAAGCUGACAGCCACUCCGAGGUAUCCGCCGGCACACAGCUGGGCCGGUACUAUGACGACGACAGCGAUUCCGAGCACCCCUUCCAUCAGAACCAGCCUUGGUCUCGUCAUUCUCUUCAUCGAUCCGUGAGUCAGCCUUCCCUCGCCCGCUCGGCGACCGAGGUGGUGGAACAGUGGACCGCCCCGGAAGGCGACGUCACGCCCAAGCCAGGCCGUCGCGUUAGAGGACCUCAAGGCUUGACAACAUUUACUUCAUCCGAAGUACGCACGUUCCAGGCCUCCAGGGAAUGGCGAGAGUAAAGAAACUCAAGAAAGGCCCAAAUUGUCCGUUAGGCGCCCACCAGAGUAUGCCAUAAGAAUAUUCAAAUAUUUGUAGUCUGUAAACACUAUGAAAAAUUGUGGGAAAAACCGUUCGAUGUGUGUCUGUAAUCCAGGAAAUAGUUCUUAUUUCCAUCGUCAUAGUCCAUUUCCGAAGUGAUAUCGAUUUGCCCGAAUUUCAAGUCUAAAAAAGAGGUAGUUAACUGAAUAAAUAAAUGUGUUUUUUAUGGGUCAUAUAUGGGACCCAAAAAGAUUAAUUGUGAAAUGUUAUGAUACGUGUUUGUUGUACGCUCUACUGUAUUUAUUAUUCUUAUGGUAGAUAAUUUUAAACGCAUUAUAAGCUCAAAAUAAUAUCUCAAUAUAAACUCACUGCCUUUUGAGAAAUGAUUUAGUGUAUAUGUGUAUUAUUACGAUUCCGUCCACUAUACAUUUAUAUUUAGAUAAUAAUAUAACUAAUUAAGACUUAAUAAAUUACCAGAUAUAUUGUACCAGUGACUUUAAAGGUAUUAAAGUAUUUUUGAAACGCAUACUUGCAAAGUAAGCAUUGAUAUUUUCCAAGCCUGCUUAGUAAGGCCAUACUGUAUUUUUUACAAAACGUUUAUAAUAUAUUGUACAGAUUAAAAUUAUACAUAUUUAAAUACCAGUUACAUCGUCACAAUGAAUAUCACUAUAUUUAAAAGUGGUUUUCUAUACUGACGAUAUGCACGUGUUUUCUGGUAAUAAUAUAAAUAAUGUUAUUGUAAUUAAAUAUAACAAUUAUUAUACAUAGAUAAUAGUGUCUUAUUUUUUCAUACGUGAGAAUGUGAAUCAAAACAUUUUUACUAUAGUGUGAAAAAAAUAUAAGUUCAUUUCAGAUUUUCCUUUAUAAUAUUUUGAUAUACAUUUACUAACAUUGUGCCAAAAUAAAAGGUUUAAAAAGCUUUUUAAUAUACCGGCUUAGGAUUAGUAAUUAAAUUGUACCUGUUAUUGUGUACAACGCUUUGCGAAAGAUUUAUUUGAUAAGUACGUCAAUUAGGCAUGCUACCAACUUUAAAUAAGCAAACAAUAGUAUCCUCCUAAGGCCUAGACAUACAGAAGAAAAAUCCAGAAUUUCUCACUGAAAUUUGAACCUUUAGUGCAGGGAAUAGAGAUGAUUUUGGUUUUGUUUGAAAAUUGAACGAAAUAAAACAAAUGCGACUCUGUUCCAAUUGAAUAUGAACUCAAUAAGUACUAUAGGUAGGACCUUGGGCCUUAGGAGGGUAUAGUUAUUCGAAAUUUACCUUACCCCUUUGACCGUCAACGGUGUCCACUGACGCGUACGGUUACAGUGUAAUAUAGACCUUCGUGCAUUCCAAUAAGGUUUAGAAUGGCACGAUAUAUAUAAUAGGCGUGGCAUUUAAAGGGUCGAACAAUCUCACAACUGUUCUACUAUUACUGCAUUAUAAACUUAAUGAAAUGUGGUGUUUAUUUUUUAUAAAAGUUAGCUGUAAAUAUAAUUUAAGAGGGAUGUUUAAGACCUAGCAGUGGAGGCAAGUCGCCAUAGUAAAAUUUUAAGGUUAUAUGCAUUUCGCGUCAACGGUUAUAUCGUUUUCAUACUUUUAAUUAAUGAGACAUAUUUAUUUGGAAAUUCUUCCAAAUAUAUGAUUUUUUUUCUUCAUAAAGCGUUUGCAAUCAGACAGAAUUUCUUACGUAACUUCUGUUUUAAUUUUUGCUCUUCAGAUCUGUGGAUCCGAUUUUAUACUAAAAUUAUACUGUUCAUGCAGUUCAUGGUAUGCAGGGUAACAAUAUGCUAUAAUAAAUGCAAUUUUGACAUGAUUUCGUGAUUUUGUUCUAUCGAGCCAACUUUAAUUUUUAAAGUUUUGGUUGGGGUCUGCCCUGGCAAAUAUAGUCUAGUUUCUGUGUGAUUUUUUCAUGGCAUAAACCCUUGAUUACAACGUGUAAAAAUUCAAUCAAAAAGUACAAUUUUCAUCGAAGAAACAAGAGAUUGGCCUAGUCUUAGGAAAAAAUCUCUUGCUUAGAACUUGUCAGCUAAAGUAGAUGUGCGCAUGCAUAUUUCCUUUGUAUUCUUGCCUCUGUUGCUACGUCGUAUGGGUUGUGGAACUGUUAAUGCAAGUUGUGCUCAAUUGAGGUUGUAGGUGUUAUACACGCGGAGCGUUGGACGCAUUUUAUUAAAAAUCUAAGUUAAACCUAUUUCAUAAAGGUCGCACAGCCACUGCGUGUGCUAUUCUGCAUCUGCAUAGACGUGACGUACGUGCGCUAAAACGCUGGAGCCGUAGCCGUGUACGCAUACGUCACGCAAGCGAUGUGCCGUCUCUUAUAACGAUCUGUAUAUUACAACGCGCAUGUGCGCAUUCUCCUAUACCCAAGUAUGUACAGUAAAAUAUGUCGAACAAAUGUGAAAUGUUUCGAAAUUAUGUGAAAAAUGCGUUUAAGGCUCCUCAAUAAGGUUGUGUUACAAACACAAGUUUAUAUCACUAGAAACCGAAUCGAAUCGUGUAUAGUUAAAUACGGUUUUUGAUUUCAAUACAUAAAUAUGAUAGACGUUCGAGUGCUCACCACUGCCCCCAUACAUGUCAUCUUUAAACUAAAGAGUGUCGAAAUUCCCGCUAUAAUGCCCGAUACAAUUAUUGAAGUUACGCUCUCAAUUAAAACUUUUGCAUUAACCUCUAGUCACCCAUACGUCAAACCUUGCCAAGCAAAAUAAAAUUUUAUUUUGUCAACACAAAGUUCAAAUUAGAAUGGAACAGGAGACCUUUUUAUAGGUCUCUGGGCGGCUAGAGGUUAAUUACGUAAAACAUUGCAUGAACGUUUACGUAACGUUUAACUGUCUGGUACUAGUUUUCUAAGCUAAAAAUUGUUAUAUGUAGGUAUAUUUAAAGAAAAUAGAGCAAGUAGGUAGAAGUUUUGUAGGUUUGCAAAACUUACUCGCUGUAAUUUCUGUCUAUUACAAUUUCUAAAAAAACUAGUCCAAACUAGGUACGCAUCAUUGGACCUUAUUACAAAAGGCAUAAGGUUCACGAUGUACAGUUAAGUGGUAGGCGAUGGUACCAGUCAUGUUACCAAAAUGUUCAUGUCAAAUUUCAUGUUAUUUCAGAAUGUUAUUUUAAUAUGACAGCGUAACUUGGCUUGUAUGGAGGCGGCUAGGUUUGUGUGACUCUUAAGUUAUAUAGAGGAGGCAGUAAGGUGUCAUCUUUUGGGGAUUAACAUGUCGAGCACGAGAACCUUAUAAUUAAGGUAAUGUGGGGUAUGAGGAUUCCAUACAAGUGUUUUGCCCCGGUGAUAGUCUUACCCCACCUUACCUUAUAGAAUAUUGCAAUCAGCUUAGCUGAUAUUUCAAUUCAUUCCAAAUGCUGUCGUUUUUGGUUUGCAAUUAAAUGUAAUUACGUUUUAAAUACGGAUUUUGAUAUAUAAUCAAGUGGUGCUACGAGACAAUAUGUUUUACGGUUUAAUUGUAGUAUAUUAACCUACUGAUCGAUUAUUUUGGUAAUCUUCAAUAUACGUACCUUAACAAUUA
This is a messenger RNA of Cydia fagiglandana, 6364 nucleotides long. RefSeq lists its product as uncharacterized. The coding region runs from base 262 to 2853 and encodes 863 amino acids. The record is from RefSeq and is a predicted model, not a curated record. NCBI's taxonomy places the organism in Eukaryota, Metazoa, Arthropoda, Insecta, Lepidoptera, Tortricidae. The transcript has 21 exons.